AUGGGACUUGUGAUGAGCAUUUUAUCAGUGUACGGAGAGGAACACGAACGGAUCUGUAAAUUUUGUUACGGCGACGAAGGACCUGAUUCAAGUUGGUUGCAUCCUUGCAGGUGUAUUGGCACACUUUAUUGGGUACAUCAUAAAUGCUUUGAAUUAUGGAUGACAAGGGCUUCUGCAACCCAGCAAUUACAAUGUCAAACAUGCAAAUAUAUUUAUCAGAAAAGCUGGGUAUUAAUGCCACCGUCAGAAUGGCAUCUUCCUUAUUUGGAUCUAAACAUGUGGCAAUGGGUGGAAAUCCUUCUCGAUAUCUAUUCAACUUAUAAAUUUGUCCGCGGAUUCAUUUGGACGAUAGAAGGGCGCAGAUCUAUUUUCAUGCAGUGCAUCCAUUUCGUGUUCUGGAGAACAUUCAUCAUGUCAGAUAGAAGGAUUGCCUGGUAUUCAGCGCUAGGAAGAACACUUCUCUCAGGAAUUUUCAAUGUUAAUGUAUUGCCAUAUUCGGAGAAGAAGGAAUCAACCGAGGAAGACGAAUUACGCGAUGAGCAAUCGAGAAUGCUUCUCGAAGUUGAACGCGACGCCUGA
Messenger RNA from Caenorhabditis bovis, 579 nucleotides. Lineage: Eukaryota; Metazoa; Nematoda; Chromadorea; Rhabditida; Rhabditidae. The record is from the annotation of a GenBank genome assembly.